This is a messenger RNA of Odocoileus virginianus texanus, 3546 nucleotides long. It is a transcript of the gene SNAP47, whose product is annotated as synaptosome associated protein 47. Gene Ontology annotation, molecular function: SNAP receptor activity; syntaxin binding. Lineage: Eukaryota; Metazoa; Chordata; Mammalia; Artiodactyla; Cervidae. Gene Ontology annotation, biological process: synaptic vesicle priming; synaptic vesicle fusion to presynaptic active zone membrane; exocytosis. Gene Ontology annotation, cellular component: SNARE complex; plasma membrane. The record is from RefSeq and is a predicted model, not a curated record.
UGCAGCUGCCGGGACUUGCUGAUGGGUUGAGAGGGAUAAGGAAGAGGGAAUCUACGAGAACUCACCUGGCUCUGCCUUCACUGAAAUGCAGGAGCAGAUGGAGAGGCUUGCUUAGUUGGAAAUGUCUAUUAAAUGGUCAGGUGGAAAUGCCCAGGCGGUACUCAAGUCUCAAGAGAAUCUGGGCUGGACAGGAAAGUUUGCCAGGCAACAGCUGGAAGGUAUAUUUAAUGCCAUGAAACUGUGUUGACUCACUUAAGAACAGAGUAUUGAUGAAGAGGACCAAGGUUGUGACCUGGUGAUUCCAACAUUUAGCAGUCAGAUAGAAGACGAAGAACCAGCAGAGCAGACGGAAAAUAGCCUCCAGGGGGUGGGAGACCAGGGGAGCAUGGUAUCCAAGAAUCCAAGAGAUGAUGGCUCUCAGGAGGUGGGCAGGUGUGUUGGACAGAGGUUAGAGCAGAUGUGUGCUUCAGAUUUGGCCACCUGGAGGCCUGGGCUGAGACUGUCCGCGAGCAGAGGGGCAGGAGCCUGUCUGGAGAGGGAGAGUCCUGGCUGGUGGCCGAGCACAGGGACACACUUGGAGUCUCUUGGAGGAACAGUGAGCGGACUGUGCGGACUGUCUGGCUACUUAUAGUCUAUGCAACAGCAGCAUAGUUUAACAGAGACCAUGCGCUCACAAAGCCUAAAAUAUUUACUACUUGGCCCUUGGGGGAAGAAAAAGCAUGCCCUGUCCUAGUAGUGAAGGGACAGAGAAGUUAUUGUUGCUAGAGAGGAGGAGGUUGGGGUCAAGAGAACUGGAACGUGGUCUUUGAGGGAGUGGGGACACUGCUUCCCGUAAACUGUGCGUGGAGAGAGGAAAGGCAGACACCCGGGGACAGGUGUGGUAUCCGAGCUGAGGGAAAGGGAGGGUGUGUGUGGGGUCAUUCUAAUGCACACGGGAAUGUUGUUCCUUUGGCUCUUCCACUUAAUCGUCAUUCAUUUUGGUCUGAUUGGAAGGCUGCCAUGGAAAGCUGUUGUAGGAAAAGUUGUGGCUACAGGUUUCUCCUUCUGCUUUUUCCUUGGUUUUCGUCAAACCCAAGUACUUUUCUCAUAUUUCUUCUGUAUACUAUGGGAAAGAGAAAUGUUUUUGUUCUUCUUUCGAAUUUUCUUUCCUCUUUUCUUUCUUUUUGAAUUUUAGAAUAGUUUAGAACUGCUGUUGUCCUUAGGGCUUUUAGUGAUUUUAAUGGUUAACAGAGACCCAGAAGGUGAAAUAACUUUUCCACAGUCAUAGAGUUUGUGAUGGAGCUGGCGUUGGAGCUACAGCAUGGUUCCUUGGAUGCUGCAGUGGCAGACUCAACAGUCCUUUGGGGAAUUUGUGCAUAAUCUCAGUGUUCAAGGAAUCCCUCCCAGGUACAUACUCAGGAAUGACAGCUCAAGUCAGAGGCAGAGUGACCUUGGCUGUGGUGCACACCAACCUAGGAACCAGAUGAGCAGAGACAUCUGCGUCCAAACCUGGCCAUGCUCCUAUUAUUUAGAACUUGAAAAGCGAUGGGUCCCUGGAAGACUUUCAUUAACUUCUCUCUCACUAAAAUUUAUGGCUGAUAAAACUAGAGAAAUUCUUGUCAGCUUUCCCCUUUCUAGUAUCAUUGAGAUCAAGAAAGAAGCCUCUCAUUUUAUCUUCAGUUCCAUUACCAUCCUGGAGAGGGACCACAACAAGCACUGGUUCAGUUCCUUGCAGCCUAGUCGGAAUGCCGUCUUCAGCAUCAUCGAGCAUUUCUGGAGAGAGCUGCUGUUGUCCCAGUCCGGAGCUGCUGCUGAGGCGUCCUCCUCCUCCGUGACCAAGGGGAAGGAGCUGACUUGUCUGAUGGCCUGUACCCAGAAGCGUCUGGAAGACACAGCCAGAGUCCUGCACCAUCAGGGCGAGCAACUUGACAGUAUCUCCAGAGGCCUGGACAAGAUGGAAUCUGACCUGGAUGUGGCUGACAGGUUGCUGACCGAACUGGAGUCUCCUUCUUGGUGGCCCUUUAGCUCCAAGCUUCGGAAGGCGCCACCGGAAACAAAGCCCCAGUGGGACACCUCAGUGGCUAAUUCCAAAGCUUUUGGAAAAGAAGGGAUAGUGAUCCAAGUUCCUGCCGUUAUUUCCCAAAGAACAGAAUCUCAUGUUAAACCAGGAAGGCUCACUGUCCUUGUUUCUGGGUUGGAAAUCUACAACUCAGAUUCUCUGCUCAUGCACAGAUUCGAAAGGGAAGAUGUAGAUGACAUCAAGGUCCACACACCUUAUGAAAUUAGCAUCCGCCAGCGGUUCAUUGGGAAGCCAGACAUAGCUUAUCAUUUGAUAUCUGCCAAGAUGCCAGAGGUUAUCCCCAUUUUGGAAGUACAGUUCAGCAAGAAGAUUGAGUUAUUAGAAGUCGGCAUGAUGCUCAGAAGCACUGGAACCUCUUCCCUAGCAGAGAAGGGCUAUUCAGUCUGGCACGCAGCGUCUGGACUGAUGGACCAAGCCAUGCACUGUGAGUCCUCCUCAGGGAGCCAGGAAGGGAGGCCACUUCAGCUACAGACAAGCGAGCCAGUCAUUUCUGAGGAAGACACCCAGGAACUGGGACAGAUCCUGAGGAAGCUCAAAGGUCUCGCGUUAGACACCGAGACAGAGCUGGAGAGACAGGAUGAGGCCUUGGAUGGCAUCACUGCGGCUGUGGACCGGGCCACCUUAACCAUCGACAAGCAUAAUCGGCGAAUGAAGAAACUGACUUAGGAGAGCAGGAAGCACAGAGAUGACUGCUUGAUGAGAGUCACUUCUGAGUACGUUUUCUCAGAUCCUGCAUGCUUCCUUUGAGAUGAAGACCCCGGGAAGUCAUUCGAAGUGCCCUGUCCCGGGAGGUGCACAGCUGCCUCAGGAUGAAGGGCUGCCGAGAAAGCUGCUUGGGGUGAUCGUAGCUGCCACCAAGGGAUUCCCUUGUAGGGAGCCGAAAGUGCAUGGGAGGAGUUCUGCCUGCAGAUGCAGUGAGCUGCCUACCCGCACGGCCCUCUCAGGCUGCCUGGGGAGUCAGGAGCACACACACAUUUAAACACAGGCUGAGCCCUAUGAGGUGGCCACGGCAGCAAGCUGUCUUCAUUCUGAGGGUGAGCUGGACCCCGGCCUCAGGGGCCACUUUGCAUGGCCUCAGUCCGGGUCUCCAGUGCACAGCUAGCUGUAUUUUCAUCCUGUCUCUGUUCUUGAUAACCAUAAAAAGGAUGAUUUAUGUCUCUAUGAGAGAAAUCUACUCAUUUCUAACCCUCUGCCUGUUUGAGCACUGCAGGCAUAUCCUUUGUCAGGAAAAUCUCUCCUCCAGAACCACAUUCAGUCCUGAGCCUGCCUCUCCUGCAUGGCCUGCUCCGCACAGACCCCGUUGCCUUCGCGUGGUCCCGUGUUUCUCUGAUGGACAGGCAGUCUCUUUGGGUCACACUGUAAGCUCUAACAGAAGCUGAGCGUACACCGGGCACACAGUGAGGCCAUCCUGUAGACACCUGAGAUACCCCUCUACUGCUCAGUUUUCAGUCACGCGUGAAAACAGUACAGACUGCACCGAUUUUAAA